CCAAAUCCAAUACAGUACACACAUUUGAAGUUGGUUAAAGUUAAUUGCCUCAAAUUGACUCCCGGAGAGACCUCACACUCUCCGAGUCUCCGCAACGACGCCUUCUGUUCUCAGCUAUGGCCUGGCCUCCUACUAUUCCUUCUGCCUACUAUUCCUUUAUACUAUUCGUUUUGUUGUUGGGUUUUGGUUCCCGGAGCUGUUACGGGUUCGGGUUGCAGUUCGGAUUCGACGUCCACCACCGGUACUCGGACCCGGUCCAGGGAAUUCUCGGCGACGAGGGGCUCCCGGUGAAAGGGAGCGUAGAAUACUACGUCGCUAUGGCACACCGAGACCGCAUAAUUCGGGACCGCCACCUCGCCGCCAGCAACGAUCAGUCGUUUCCACUCACUUUCUCCGGUGGAAACGAUACCUAUCGCAUCCUCCCUUUCGGACAUUUGCAUUAUGCCAAUGUUUUAGUGGGGACACCAAGUUUAUCAUUUUUUGUGGCAUUGGACACCGGCAGUGAUUUGUUCUGGCUACCAUGUGAUUGCAAGGAAGGUGGUUGCCUUAAUAGCUUACCGCUAUCAUCUGGACAGGUAUUACUCCUUAACAUCUACAGCCCUAAUAAUUCACCAACAAGUGAAAUAGUUUCCUGCAACAACAGCUUAUGUAAACAUAGUCAAUGCCCUUCAGCAAGCAGUAAUUGUCCGUAUAAAGUUGAGUAUCUUUCUUAUAACACCUCAUCUACUGGGAUCUUGGUGGAGGAUGUUUUGCACUUAAUUACAGAUGAUGAUCAGCUAAGGGCUGUCGACACUCCGAUCACUUUUGGUUGUGGUCAAAGUCAGACUGGUACUUUUUUGGAGGGUGGAGCACCAAACGGUCUAUUUGGGCUUGGUAUGGAGGAUGUAUCUGUUCCUAGCACCUUAGCAAGAAAUGGGCUAGCUUCGAAUUCUUUUUCCAUGUGUUUUGGACCUGAUGGGUUGGGGAGAAUCACUUUUGGAAAUAAUGGCAGUUCAUACCAAAAAGAAACACCAUUCAAUGUUAGGCAAGCACAUCCAACUUAUAACGUCAGCAUCACUCAAAUAGCUGUGGGAAGAAAUUCUUCUGAGCUGGGGCUCAGUGUAAUCUUUGACUCUGGUACAUCGUUUACACUCCUAACCGACCCAGCUUACACUUUUAUUUCUGAGAGUUUCAAUUCCCAGGUCCAAAACAAGCGGCAUUCAUCUGAUUCCUACCCCUUUGAAUACUGUUACGAAUUAAGGUUAUCCAUAUCUAGUUCCUAUUUUGUAUUAGGUUUUUUCCCCUUCCAACUCUGGGGUAUUGACUUCCACUUUGUUUACAGUCCAACUCAAAACUAUGACGUUCCUAGUGUGAAUCUGACAAUGAAAGGUGGAGACCAAUAUUUUGUCACUAGUCCAACAUAUGUGAUCGACAGUGAGGAAGGAAAUGCUGUGUAUUGUCUGGGUCUUGUCAAAAGUAAAGAUAUAAGCAUCAUUGGACAAAACUUCAUGACUGGUUAUCGCAUAGUUUUUGAUCGCGAGAGGAUGGUAUUGGGUUGGAAGGAGUCUAACUGUUACGACGACAAGAAUUCGAGCACUCUACCUGUCAGCCCAUCACACUCUCCUGCCGCUUCCCCUGCUGUUCCGGUCAAUUCUGAAGCCAGUCAAGCCAACAAAAGGAAUGGAAGCAAUUCUAGUAUACCUGUGGCAUCUCCAUCCAGCCAUUCACCCAAGUUGAAGUCUUUUACCUACGCACUCACACUGCUUCUUGUUUCGUUUUUUGUCAUUGUUUGAUUAUGUUUUUUUAUUUGUUAGGGCUUUCUCAACCCGUGUCAAUAUAUAUUACCAGUAAUGUUAGAAAGUAAGACUUUUGUUUCCCUUUUGUCCUCCCAAAUGUGAUGAAAGGGAGACAAAAGAAAAAUUAUUAUUUACAAUCCUCUGUCCAAAUUAAUGCUACUAAAACACCCAAAAAAAUAUGAAGCCAACAAUGCUUCCGAUUCUUUUUGUUUGAAAGGGAAAAAAAUUAUUCCAAUUUUUUCUGUGACGACCUAAGAUAUUAAUUUGGACACGGGAUUGUAAAUAGUACUUUUUCUUUUUAACAUAUAAGCAGAAACCAUAGGUAUAGAGCACUUAUAUUUCAAGUUUAAAUUUAGAGAUUUUUACAGCAGCUGUUAAAAAGAAAAUGAUUGUGAUCCUAUUAGUGAAGAUAUGUCAUUUUCACAGAUUCUGUCAAAUUUGAAACGUCAAUUCAAUAAAUGGAGUUA
Messenger RNA from Corylus avellana, 2242 nucleotides. RefSeq names its product aspartyl protease family protein 1. NCBI's taxonomy places the organism in Eukaryota, Viridiplantae, Streptophyta, Magnoliopsida, Fagales, Betulaceae. Gene Ontology annotation, molecular function: aspartic-type endopeptidase activity. The record is from RefSeq and is a predicted model, not a curated record. Gene Ontology annotation, biological process: proteolysis.